Scylla paramamosain (green mud crab) is the source of this 1621-nucleotide messenger RNA. Its product is annotated as Y+L amino acid transporter 2-like. The coding region runs from base 498 to 794 and encodes 98 amino acids. Lineage: Eukaryota; Metazoa; Arthropoda; Malacostraca; Decapoda; Portunidae. Gene Ontology annotation, biological process: amino acid transmembrane transport. The transcript has 8 exons. The record is from RefSeq and is a predicted model, not a curated record. Gene Ontology annotation, molecular function: L-amino acid transmembrane transporter activity. Gene Ontology annotation, cellular component: membrane.
GUGAAUUUGUUGCUUUUUAGAGGGGCAAUGGAUCUGUACAUGCGUGAGGUGGCGAGGGGCGUGGCCAGGGGGCGGCUAGCAGCGUGUGCCACCAGGGAAAAGUGUAUGAACAUAAAAAAAGGCGCCUGUCAAGAAAGGCAUCUUCAUCUUGCCCAAGGGAGUGCCGAGGGAGACAGGCAGCGUGGGCAUGUCGCUGGUGGUAUGGGUGAUGUGUGGCCUCAUGUGGAUGGUGGGCGCGCUAUGCUAUGCAGAGCUGGGCACAUCCAUACCAAAAUCAGGCGGAGACUAUGCGUACAUUAAUGCUGGCUUUGGCUCCCUUCCUGCCUUCCUUUUCCUCUGGGCUGCCAACCUCAUCUUUGUGUAAAGUUAAAGUUAAGUUUGUCGUGCAAGUGUUCAAGUGGUGACCAUCAUGUCUUUGCCCACCGCCAAUCCCAUCAUGCCGCUGGCCUUUGCAAAGUAUGUGAUUCAACCGUUCUUCCCCAACUGUGACCUGCCAGAUGAUGCUGUGCGGCUCAUUCCAGCACUGUCCAUAUGUGAGUGACUGGAAUGUACGAGUCACCACCAAGCAGCAGGAUUUCUUCAUGGUGACCAAGAUUGCUGCAUUGCCCAUUGUCAUCCUUGCUGGCAUUGUACACCUUUGCAUGGGCAACACUGGGAACUUCCACAACUCCUUCCAGGGCACCAGCACUGAGCCAGGCAAGAUAGCUGUCUCCUUCUACUCAGGCAUAUCUUCCUAUACUGGAUGGAACUACCUCAACUUCAUGAUGGAGGAACUGAAGAACCCAUUUGUCUGAGUACUGUCUCUCCCUCACUUGGCACCACACUGCCACUCACUUCUACUCACUUCUACUCACUUGGCACCACACUGCCACUCACUUCUACUCACUUCUACUCACUUGGCACCACACUGCCACUCACUUCUCACUUCUCACACUGCCACUCACUUCUACUCACACUGCCACUCACUUCUACUCACACUGCCACUCACUUCUACUCCACACUGCCACUCACUUCUACUCCACACUGCCACUCACUUCUACUCGCACUGCCACUCACUUCUACUCCACACUGCCACUCACUUCUACUCCACACUGCCACUCACUUCUACUCCACACUGCCACUCACUUCUACUCAGGCAUAUUUUCCUACGCUGGAUGGAACUACCUCAACUUCAUGAUGGAGGAGCUGAAGAACCCAUUUGUUAACCUGCCCCGGGCCAUCUACAUCUCCCUGCCACUGGUGACGCUGGUCUAUGCGAUGGCCAAUGUUGCCUGCCUGGCUGUGCUCUCCCCUCGACAUGCUGGCCUCUGAUGCCAUUGCUGUUACCUUUGCUGACCAUCUAAUGGGCCGUGGCAGUGGCGGCUGGGUGAUGCCCUUGGUGGUGGCCCUCUUAGUGCACAUCAUGACUUCCUCCAGAACGACGACCACCACCACAAUGACGACAGCAAAAAUGGCAGCAGCAACAGCAACAACAACAACAACAACAACAACAACAACAACAACAACAAGAACGACAACAACAACGACAACAACAACAACAACAUUCAUGCAAAUUAGAGGAAAAGAGACAACGAGAGAGAGAGAGAGAGAGAGAGAGAGAGAGAGAGAGAGAGAGAGAGAG